AUUCGAAACAGCAUAAAUACAUAUUGUUACGUAGACGAUCGAAAUUGCAAUAUUCUUUCAGUUUUUAAGGUUUAAGUUUAAGGACUGCUAAUGUUAGCUUUAUUAAAAUAACUAGUAAUAAUAUAUAACGAUAACGCAUAGACUACUUAACUACUAAUCAUAUAGAGAAUUACGCAUAUAUUUGUAUAAAAAAUUAUACGAGUAUUAUGUAAAUGGUUAAAAUACACGAGAUUAAAAAGAAAUAAAUAUGGUACGAAUGGUAUCGACGUUAUGCGACGAAACGAUGCGAUAAAAUAGUUAUUUUAGAAAAUUAUUCAGUUUCGGAUAACUUCUGACCCAGUUUCGAGAACGCGCGUUACGUUCCUGAUACAGCUGUUUCUAAGUUGAGGUUUAUGCUGCCCUGCUCAAAACCCCGUAAUGCGAUUUCGUUUGCCAUUGGUCCUUCGCGUGUACGUAAAAAAUAUUCGUUCGAUUCAUAAACAUCGUAUCACGAAUUUUUUUAAUCGAAAUGCUAGAACGAUAAUCAUUCGAUUUUCUAUAUAUUCAAAGUUUCAAAUAUUUCUCCUUUAAUUCGAACUACCAAGGACACGAUUCGAAGAACGUGCUAAAAAUCUGAUAUUAUUAUACGAUAUUAAAAAUGUUAGUUAUCGUUACUUGUUAAAUCGUUCUUUAUCCGCAGCAAAUAUCACCAUCAAUAGUAUGCACCUACGUGCGGAUGUGUAUACAUAUUUGAUGCCGAUAAAGUUAUUAUUUUAUUAUAUUUAAUUAUAUGAACAUGUAAAUAUCUUUACACGAUUAAUUAGAUUAGUUUUGUACGGAAAGGUUAGAAAAGAUAUAAGGUAAAUCGCGAAACGUAUCCGAUUUAUCGGUCAUCUUCCAACUCCGUUCACGGAUUUCGGCAAAGAGAGCGAGAUGGUAGGAUGUUUUGAGUGGAGGGUAGGAAGAGUCGUGGCCGCGCCAAUCCCAGCGACCACGUUCCCUAUAUAGCAGCAUGCUUCUAACGUACACAUUCGCACGAUUGUGCGAGUAAAGGGAACCAGCGACAGUCUAUAGUCCUCGCCGCGGGAGGUUAGGAAAAUUACGAUAUAUUCGAAGGAAGGAGUGUGUGACGGCGGUGCGUAGUUUGUUGUUCGACCGAUAGAGCGUGCAAAGGAAAGUGGGGGGAAAGCAACAACCAAUGGUUUAGGUCGACCGGGGUUGCCAAGAACAUGUACUUUCGAAUUUUCGUUCGCGCGUUAUUUCGCUCGUCGAACGUCCGCUGUUUUUCAGCGAACGCGAAACCUCAAUUUACCGCCGAUAGAUACAAGAUAGAACGAUAUGCUUACUCAAAAAUUUCCAAGGAACACGUAGCAUUCUUCAAGGAACUUCUCGGACGUAACAGGGUGAUCACGGAUCCCGAAGAAUGCGAGAGUUACAACAUAGAUUUCUCGAGAAUAGUCAGAGGAAAAAGCAAUCUUGUGCUGAAACCAAAAACGACGAACGAAGUGUCCUCCAUAUUGAAGUACUGCAACGAAAAUCGUUUAGCCGUUUGUCCACAGAGCGGCAACACGGGUCUUGUUGGAGGCAGCGUGCCUGUGUUCGACGAGAUCGUUCUUUCCAUGAAACUUAUGAACAAGAUCAACGAAACGAACGAACUGGACGGGGUGUUAACCUGCGAAGCCGGUUGCGUGUUGGAGGACCUGGAUAAUCAUUUGGCGACCGUAGGAUUGAUGAUGCCGAUCGACCUUGGCGCGAAAGGCAGUUGUUUAAUCGGUGGUUGCGUGUCAACGAAUGCAGGCGGUAUAAGGCUUCUUCGUUAUGGCAAUCUGCAUGGGAACGUGUUGGGCCUCGAGGCUGUGAAAGCGAACGGAGACGUGGUAGAUUGCAUGAAUACGCUGAAAAAGAACAACACCGGCUAUCACUUGAAACAUUUGUUCAUAGGCUCCGAGGGUACCUUAGGAGUCGUGACGAAGGUCGCGAUUCAAUGUCCACCGCUUCCUAAAGCGGUAAACGUAACGUUCUUAGGGUUGAGUAGCUUCGAUAAGGUGCUGAAGACGUUUCAGUUGGCGAAGAAGGAGCUGGCAGAGAUCCUGUCGUCGUACGAGGUGAUGGACAAGCUAUCGUUGGACGUUUCGGUCGAACAAUUUGCUUUGAAAAAUCCACUGACGUCGAAAGACGACGGGCACGAGUUCUAUGUCCUAAUAGAAACCUCCGGAAGCAACGCGUCUCACGACGAAGAGAAACUUUCGUUAUUCGUGGAAAAGGCUCUCUCCGAUGGCAUCAUCGAGGACGGAACAUUAACUUCGGACCCUGCGAAAAUCAAAAGUAUUUGGUCGAUCAGAGAGCGCAUUAGCGAAGGUGUACUAAGAGAAGGGUACGUUUUUAAAUACGAUGUUUCCACGCCUGUCCAGUCUUUUUAUAAAGUGAUCGAAGUACUCAGAGAACGGAUACGUGAUCCACGAAUCAUAAGAAUCAGUGGUUACGGACAUAUGGGCGACGGAAACAUUCACGUGCAAAUUUCUAUUCCGACCUAUGAACCGGAAAUAGCAGCAGAGUUGCAGCCAUUUAUAUUCGAGUACAUUUCGAGUCUUCGUGGUAGCGUCAGUGCCGAGCACGGCGUGGGAUUCACUAAAACAAAAUAUCUGCAUAUGAGCAGAAACUCUUCCGAGAUCGAACUUAUGCAUGAUCUGAAGAAACUGAUGGAUCCGAAUUGUAUUCUUAAUCCUUAUAAAGUCUUGUAUCCGUUAAAAACUUCUCCAUAGCUAUUUAAAUUUCAACUUGAAACGACAUAGGUAAAAGUGUACAUUAGUAAUUCCUGUAAAUAUAUACAUGUAUGUAUGUUAUAACGCGAUGUAUGUUACAAUAAAUAUGUUAUAAUGGGAUCGUUGCCGAACAAUGUCGGCAUUGUUACGCGAGAACCGUGUGUAAUCGGUUAUGAUCGGUACAGUGGGUAACGAACGUCUUAGUGAACAACCGAAACAACUAAUAUAUCGGAUAAAAGUAAUGUCUACAACUUACUACAUAUUCGUUUGUUCUUUAUGCUAUCCCCUACUAAUAAAGAUCAUUUAUCUCGA
Molecule: messenger RNA, 3053 nt
Organism: Megachile rotundata (alfalfa leafcutting bee)
Lineage: Eukaryota; Metazoa; Arthropoda; Insecta; Hymenoptera; Megachilidae
Gene: D2hgdh
Product: D-2-hydroxyglutaric acid dehydrogenase
Cellular component (GO): mitochondrion
Molecular function (GO): FAD binding; catalytic activity
Source: RefSeq, a predicted model, not a curated record